Messenger RNA from Gongylonema pulchrum, 630 nucleotides. The record is from the annotation of a GenBank genome assembly. Lineage: Eukaryota; Metazoa; Nematoda; Chromadorea; Rhabditida; Gongylonematidae.
AUGGAAAUUUUGGCGGAGAAGUCCGAAGCAGUGGAGGAUUUUGCAGGCGAAUUUGAAACAUAUGCUCCAAAAGAAUGUGAUGAAUUCGAUACCUAUGUUCCAUCAUCUCCAAAAAAGCGGAAAAAAGUAAAACGCCUUGGAAAACGUCCUAAUGGCUGGAAGCAAUCGGUAUCGCACUUGUUUGGUGAAGAAAACGGUCCAGAAACACAAAAUGGCUAUGAGGAGUAUUCUGCAUGCGAAAAUGCAGCUGAAAAGGAAACAGAUUGCUUCGACGAUGAUGAUGAGAAGUCUGGUUUCACAGGGCCGGGAAGAAGUGCUGAUGAUAGUUCUGGUUUACUGGUUAGGGAUGUGGAGCCAUGUGAAACAGCAUCUUUCAACAGCAUGAGAUUUCGUGCGGAAGUAGCCAACAUCCCAUUGGGUAAAGCGAAGAAAUUGCGUGAAAAAGUGGGGAUAAAAUUGUUCGACAAGGCGUUUUUCGAUGCUGAUUCAACGGAUGAUGAUGAUGGUACCAAACGGAAACAGAUUCCAAAGCGCGAUAAUCCAAAACGACCACGUGAAGCAUCCUCGAAAGUGCCAGUAUCAAAAUUUAGGAAUGCGUUCGGGCAACAAAAAUUACAGGAAAAGAAGUAA